Molecule: messenger RNA, 1011 nt
Organism: Scheffersomyces amazonensis
Lineage: Eukaryota; Fungi; Ascomycota; Pichiomycetes; Serinales; Debaryomycetaceae
Exons: 1
Coding region: 1-1011 (336 amino acids)
Source: RefSeq, a predicted model, not a curated record
AUGGGGAUAACAAAAAGAUUAUAUAUUCGUGCUGGAACUAGUUAUGACUUAAAUGACAAAUUUCAAAUUGUUCCUGUUAAUACAAACAAACCUAUAACAAUUGAUUCAGAAAUAGGAACUUUUCAACUUCUUAUCAAUAUUAAAAAUUUCGAUGGAUCCAAACCUCAUCUUGAUAAUAGUCUUUAUAAUGUUGGAGAUAAAACUCUUUUGAAUAAACAGCCUGUAGAAGAGAAUAAUGUUAUUUCUGCAUUACCUAAUGAUAUUCAACCAAAUUUACGUAUAGAUAUUAUAUUUAAACCAAAAAUCCCUAUUGAAGGUCUGAGAUUAAUUUUUGGUAAUGAUUUAACUAUACCAAUAAGAGAUUAUGUACCUACAACUAUAUUAUCAGCAGGAUUGAAAUUUUUUACUUGGUUUAUUAAUAAAACGGUCAAAGGUGAUUUAUAUAAUGAUAAGCCCUAUCUUUAUGGAUUAGCACUUAAUACAUUUACAAAUAUGUCAAUUGUUGAUGAUGAUGAAGAUAUAACAGCAAUUGAAGAAAAUAUAUUAUCAGAAGAUAAUGAAGAAGAUGAAGGAGAAAAUGAGACUAAGAACCCAUUAAAACUUCUUAAAAAGAAACAAAGCCAUAGAAAACAUCAAAUAGUUGAUAGAUUAAAUCAUAAGGAAAAUUUAUCAAGUAAUACUGAUAAUACGCUUGAUAUUCCUGAUAAUUCAUUAGAUAGAAUUAAGUAUUUCACAAAUUUUGAGAAUUGCCAAGAAUUUAUUUUUAAUGAUGAGCAUUCCAAAUCGUAUUUCUUACAAUUUGAUACUUCAUUUGUUAAAAUGGCAGAUUCAAAGUAUGCUGUUAGCAUUCCUACAUAUGGUAAUAAGACAUUUGAUAUUAAUGUUUCAAGUCUUACCAAUGAAAUCCUCAAUAAUUUUAAUUGGGUCAUAAAGCAAGAUGGUUAUGAUGGUGUUGAUCAUGGUAAAUUAGGAUUACUAGUUAAUUUUGCAUUAUUAGAUGAAGAAGAUUAG